Exserohilum turcica Et28A is the source of this 1860-nucleotide messenger RNA. RefSeq lists its product as uncharacterized. The coding region runs from base 139 to 1860 and encodes 573 amino acids. The transcript is spliced from 4 exons. The record is from RefSeq and is a predicted model, not a curated record. NCBI's taxonomy places the organism in Eukaryota, Fungi, Ascomycota, Dothideomycetes, Pleosporales, Pleosporaceae.
ACCCCACACACGAAACUACGACACACCCCGCAGCCAAACACCACGCAGCCCGAGAGUACCAGACGCUCUCAGCACUCGAAUCAGACAGCGCGCGAAAAAUAAAAUCGUCCUGCGCGCGUAGUCUGACCAGCCGCAAUCAUGGCGCCCAAGAAGAAGGAACAGCAGAAGAUGUCCCUGGGAGACUUCCUCGGUGACCAAUAUGGUGGAGAGGCAGGAUGGCAUACGAGGCUCGGCGACGCUGACGCGGAUAUUCCUGCCCUGGAACGAUGUGCCAGAGAGGUCAAGAGCCUUCUUCAGUCCAUCUACACUGCCAAACUCGACGUAUCCAAAACCCUUGGGCUUGCGGUCCAGCUUGUCCUCGACAAUGCGAACGUUGGUGACUUCGCACCCGGCGAAGAAAUCGGUUACGUCACCCUCGGUGGCGUCAAACGACAGGUUGCCCAAGUGCGCCGUGUAUGGGGGCUUCGAGGGCAGAGGAAGGGCCUCGCGAGUCGCGAAUCCGCGGUCGGCUGCACCGUCGUUAGCGCAUUGCCCAAGGCCGUCAUGCAGACGUUCUACCCACCAAAACUGCCGCCACGGUCAGCACCAAAGCCACCACCAGAUCCGAACGUGGGCCUGUCGCCUCCGUAUCCAGAGCGGCCGCCGGAACCUGCAAGGCCCACCCCGAAGACGACGACAGCGUGGCGACGUGGACAAACUCACCGGGCAUUGGCGCAUCCUCCAUCUCGUCGGCCAGCAAAGGACCGCCCAGAGGCCCGAGACAUCUCGGACUGGACCCGCAAGGGACCUCUCCCCGACCUUCCAGGCCAGCGCAGCAGCGCCGGACGAGGCGGCUUCGGUGCAGGCCGCGACCGUGGCUUCGAUGCAGGAUCAGAUGCCGGUGGCGAGCGCAGUGAACGCCGCCGCCCACCCCCAUUCGAGGGCGACGGCAAGCCCCGUGACUUUGGCAACUGGGAGCGCCGCGGUCCUCUGUCGCCAGCCCCUGCACCCGCUCCAAGUGAGGGCGGCCGCAUGCGAGGCUUCGACGGAGCACCCCGUGAGGGACGCAGACAAUCUCCGGCCUGGGGUGAGGGCCAAGGCGCUGAUGGCUCACGCGGACCUCGUCGCGAGUUCCAGGAGAGGCCGCCCGUUGAGAGGCAGCCUACUGCCGCAGAUACUGACAACCAGUGGCGGUCCCGGAUGCGCCCCGACGCGCCUGUCAAGUCGCCCACAUCUACACCCGAUGUCAGCACACCAUCGUCGCCAGCACCUCAGCCUGCUGCUCCUGCCGGCCGACCCCGCUUGAACCUGGCCAAGCGAACAGUUUCCGAGGCCCCAUCGGCCCCAGGAAGCGCCACUUCCUCGGACAAGCCCAACCCGUUCGGCGCUGCUCGUCCCAUUGACACUGCUGCGCGCGAAAAAGAGAUUGAAGAGAAGAGGCAGUUGGCUCUCCGCCAAAAGAAGGAGGCCGACGAGAAGGCUCGUGAAGAGCGCAAGGCAAAGGAGGCUGCCGACAAGACGGCCCCCAAGGACUCAGCACAGCCGACGCCGACCAGCAAGGACGAGAGCAGUGCCGAGGAAAAGGCCAAGGCCAACUUUGAGAUUCUGCAGCGUGUCGAUGAGGGCAAUUCGGCCGGCCAGGACGAAGACGCCGAGGGCGAGAUUGUCCACGACAAGGAAGUCAAGCCAAAAGAGGUUGUGCGCAACCCACCAAAGACGGAGGCAGGCUCAUGGAGGCGGCAGUCCAACACGCCGGCCACACCAGCCUCGACUACCGAGACCAUGGACGAGGAUGGCUGGAGCACCGUGACCAAGCCAACCAAGAAUGUCAAGAACAACCGGCGAGGUGGAGGUGCGCCAGCUCGCGCGAUUGCGUCUUAG